This is a messenger RNA of Magnusiomyces paraingens, 4839 nucleotides long. RefSeq lists its product as uncharacterized. The record is from RefSeq and is a predicted model, not a curated record. The transcript has 6 exons. NCBI's taxonomy places the organism in Eukaryota, Fungi, Ascomycota, Dipodascomycetes, Dipodascales, Dipodascaceae. The coding region runs from base 1 to 4839 and encodes 1612 amino acids.
AUGACUUCCCGUGUCACAGUUCAACAGGUUAUGGGCCGCACUUCGGCUUAUAUUAAUCUUACUUCCUCUGAAAAACUCACUCCUCUCAACUAUCAUGUCUGGGCUACUAAGAUCCUUUUGGGUCUUCGUGCAAUGAAUAAUGGUGUCCAUCUUUAUGUCGAAGCUGGUACUGUCAAUCCAGCUGCUAAUGAAUCCCUCGAAGACCUCACCGCCUCGCUUGACACCGUCGUCCAUGAUGUUAUCCUCAACAAUAUUUCUCCUGAGUUGAUCGAACAUGUUAAUGAUGUGGCCAUUAGAGGCCGUGACCUCUGGCUUUAUCUUCAUCAGGAGUAUAGUCAACUUCAACCCGCCGAUGUCAUCUCACUUAUGAAAUCCCUCUAUGCUGGCAAUAUUGAUGUUGGUCCAAAGUUUGUUUCUUCUGUUCGUUCUUAUGUUGCUACAUGGCGUUCCAUCUACCAAUCAUUGUCGCCUGAUUCGGUUGUGGCCUUCAACGCUUUGGCCUCAAUGGGUCCCAAUUGUGAGCGCUUCAUCCAGUACGCCUUGGAGCACCGCUUUGAUAGUAACAAUGCUGACAACCUUGAUAUCAACAACUUCAUCCGGAACACUGAUAAAUGGGCCAAGUUGUUGAAGAUUACUGGACCCCAGCUACUCUUUCGACUGAAGCGUUCGCGUGGUCAUACUUCCAACAAUUGUCAUGUCUCUUGGGAAGAGGUUCAGGCUGCUCGCCAAGAUAAUAAGGAUGACAAGGAAUCUAAAGAGGCUAAAACCUCAAGAGGUUGGUUUGCUGAGACUAUUGAUGAAUUUUCUGAGAUAGUUGAUGAUGAUCCAUUUGUGAGUUCCGCUUUUGUGUCCGAGACAUCUGUUGUUUCUGAAAAGUUUGGUAACAGUUGCUCCGAGUCGUUUGAUGAUUUGGAAUCCGAACUUUUUGAUUCUUCUGAGCCGUGUGUCGGCGAUGAAGAUUGUUUUGUUGGUCAAGUUUCUGAGCAUUGUUCAAACUCAGAACUUGAUAUUGAUUCAGUUGGUAAACCGUUUGUUGGUUCCACUGAUGAUUCUUGUUUUAUUUCUGAACCGUAUGUCGGUUCUACUGUUGUUUGUUUGGAGUCUGAACCGUGUGUCAGUUCAGCUCCUAUUUGUUUUGAUUCUGAAUCGUUGGUCGAUUCGGAUAUUGUUCCUUUUGAUUCUGAACCGUUGGUCGGUUCUUCUUUUAUUUCUUGUUCUGAUUCUAAACCGUUGGUCGGUUCUGAUGAUGAUAUUGUCUUACCUUCUUUUGAUUUUUUGGUGGAUUCAAUUACUGAACCUUCUCCACCUAAUGUUAAACCUAUUGUUACACCAAAAUCCCGUUUUUCCAUUCUUUUACUUAUCUUUUGUUACCAUCAUGUUGUUUUCCUUGAUUUUAAUUGUCGUCUGGCAUCCUUCUUCAAUCUUGGAUUUAAUCACAUUUGCAAUAACAUCUCAUAUUUUUCUUCUCUUCGUCCCACUUCGGCUACCAUUCGUGGUCUUGGUUCUGCUACUGCUGAGGGGGGUGGCGACAUUGUCGUUGAUCUUCUUGGUAAAGAUGACCAGCCUUGUGACCGCGUUGUUCUUCGAGAUGUUUUAUAUGUUCCUAAGAUUCCUCGCAAUUUAUUUGCUGCUCGUCGAGCUACUGCUGGUGGUUGUCGGUUCAUUCAAGACCUUAACCAUAUUUCUGCUGUUGAAAAUGGCAAAACUCGAGUCCACGCCAUUGCCAUGGGUGACUUGUACUUUUGUCGUUUCCGAGUUGUUUUGCCUUCCAAGCCUGUCCAUGAGGUGUUUGCUGUUGAGUCGUCUGCCAAUCUUUGGCACAAGCGACUUGGUCACGCCAGUGUGGACGUUCUCAAGAAAUUAUCUAAGUCACUUUCUGUCAAGCCUACUCAUUUUGAGGUUGUGGAUAGUCAUAAGUGUGACGCUUGUUUGGGUGGCAAAGCCACAGCAUUGCCAUUUAAUGCCAAGUCUAUGCUUUUAUAUGCUCAUGCUCCUGAGUAUUUAUGGGGUGAAGCUGUCAAGUCUGCUAAUUAUAUUAGGAACCGUCUUCCUAGUCGUACCACUGGUGGUGUUGCACCUCUUCAACUUUGGACUGGUAAACCUCCUAGUUAUCACCAUAUGAAAGUAUUUGGUUGUCAAGCUACAGUUGUUCUUCCUGGUGCUAAAAGAGAAUCUAAGUUAAGUUCAAAUACUGAAGCUGGUGUUUUUGUUGGGUAUUCUUUGGAUCGUACAGCUUAUCGAGUUCUUCUUGAUUCAAGCAUUGUUGAAGCCAGGAGUGUUUACUUUGAUGAGUCCAAGUUUCCAUUUAUGAAAAGUGAUAAAGACUUGUCUAUUAAUGGUACUGGUGUUGGGUUUAGUGUUGGUUCUGGUUCAGGGUCCAUGUCAGGGCCUUGUUUUGAUUCUAAGGGGACUGGUUUAGGAUCUAAUGUUAGGGUUAAUUCUAUUGCUAGUUCUGAUUCAAGUUCUGGUUCUAGUUUUGGGUCUCAUAGAUCUUUACCAGCAUCCUCAUCUGGUUCUGGUUCUGGUUCUAUUUGUGCUUUACCGUCUCCGUCUCCGUCUUCUUCUCCGUCUCAUUCUCCGUCGCCACCUCCUCCUUCUUCUUCUUCUAUUAUUGUUCAUAAGCCUCGUUCUGUUCGUCGCAUUUUGUCUACACCUUCUGCUCCUCUUGAGUCUCCUACUCUUCCUACUCUUCCUUCUAUUCCUUCUGUUCCAUCUCUUCCUAGUUCUCCUAUUCUUCCACCUUCAGAUCAUGAUGUCUCUAUCUCUCCUGACUCAAGUCCUAUUGUUUCUUCUUCGGAAUAUAUUCCUUCACAAUUAGACUUAUCUGAAGCUGGUCCAUCUAUUAAUGAAUCUAAUAUUUCAGGUGAUUCUGGGAUCUCGCAACGAGGGGGUGAUAUUGGGUUUCAACCGUCUAUCAUUGCUUCGUCUCCCACUCCACCUUCUGUUGAGUUGGAAGUAGUGCCACUUAGUCAAGAAUCUCCUUCGUCUGAUCUAGUUAAUUCUCUUGACCAAGCUGGUGUUAGUGUUGUCACUAAGGAUGAUACUCAAGCUGUUUUGCCUAAAUCUCGAUCUCGUGUUGUUGCUGUUCGUUUACCUUCUAUAACUCCUGCCAAACGCCCGAGUUCUGAUGACAUUGUUUCACCUCCUUCUAAACAUCUUUGUGAAAAUUCUUUGAAACAAUCUCCAGUGUCUGCAACACCUGCAAAACGUCCAGCUGAAGAAGAGUGUAUUUCUUAUCGUCGUCUCAAAUCUCUCCGCUUUGAGUAUGAUGAUGUGGCUUUACUUGUUUUUACAGAUCCUAGUAGUUUUGAAGAAGCUAUGUCUAGUGAAGAAGCUGAGUUUUGGCUUGAAGCCUGUGUUAUUGAAAUGUCGUCUCUUAAACGCAAUGGUACUUGGGAAUUGGUUGAUCUCCCACCUGGUCGCAAGGCUAUCAAUAGCAAAUGGGUGUUUAAAGUUAAGCGCAAAGCUGACGGUUCAAUUGAACGUUACAAAGCUCGUCUCGUGUGUAUUGGAUUUUCGCAAGUUGAAGGUAUUGAUUAUACUGAAACUUUUGCUCCUGUUGUUCGUUACGAGACUGUGAGGAUUGUUCUUGCUAUUGCUGCUCAGUUUGGGUUCCAGGUUCAUCAUAUGGAUGUCGAGACUGCAUUUCUUAAUGGUGAUCUCAAAGAAGAUAUUUAUAUGAGACAACCUAAAGGCUUUGUUGUCAAAGGUCAGGAAUCUAAAGUGUGUCAUUUGAAGAAGUCUUUAUAUGGUUUAAAGCAAGCUCCUUUGUGUUGGAAUGAGAAGAUUCAUGGUGCUCUUGUCAAACUUGGGUUUAUUCGUAAUGAAAGUGACUACGGUGUGUAUACCAAAGGAUCUGGGUCUACCAUGGUUAUUAUUGCACUGUAUGUUGAUGAUUUACUUAUUUCUGGCAAUUCUUCUGAGGUCAUUGCCAAAACCAAGUCUUCUUUGUCAUCUAUGUUUAAGAUGAAAGACUUGGGCCCAGUCGAGCAGUUCCUUGGCAUGAGAGUUAAGCAGUCACCGUACCAUAUUACUAACUGUUCAAGUGUCAAGACUCCUUUACCCACUCGUGAUCUUUCUGAUUUUUCCGAGUCUGACUCUGCUACCGAUGCCUCCAUGUAUCGCAGUAUUAUUGGUAAGCUGAUUUAUGCUGCUAAUUGUGCUCGUCCUGAUCUUGCUGUUGCUGUUAGCUUUCUUUGUCGAUAUAUGCAGAAUCCUAAGUCUAUUCAUAUGGAAGCUGCUAAGCAUACUCUUCGUUAUCUUAAGGGUACUGCUGAACUUGGUCUUGAAUAUCGAGCUCAGAAAGUCUACAAGCUUGUUGGCUAUAGUGAUGCCGAUUAUGCACAGGACAAGCAGGACCGUAAGUCCUUUACUGGUCCUGCAUCGUCCAGCGUCGAGUCUGAGUAUAUGUCAUUGUCUGAUGCGUCUAAGGAAUGCUUCUGGAUUAAUCAGUUGUUGUCCCUUUGCAAGAUUCCUGUUCCGUUGCCAGUGACUAUGUUUGAGGACAAUCAGGGAUGUAUUGCAUUGGCUCAGAACCCAGUGUUUCAUCGUCGCACCAAGCAUAUUGAUGUUCGUUAUCAUGUUGUGCGUCACUAUAUUCGCAGUGGAGUGAUUCAUCUGGAGUAUCUUGAUACUCAAGUGAUGUUGGCAGAUAUGUUCACUAAGAAUCUUGGUCGUGUGAAGUUUGAGACAUUGAGGGGACUACUUGGUAUGAAGGCAGUAGGUGAUUCUGCGACAAGGGGAGGUGUUGAGCAUGCAAUGUUGUCGCAGACUAGUGCAGUUGAUAAUGCACGUGAGUUUGGGUGGGAAACUAUGGUUGAUAACCUAUGUUUAUUUUAG